This is a messenger RNA of Sabethes cyaneus, 2465 nucleotides long. Its product is annotated as asparagine synthetase domain-containing protein CG17486. The coding region runs from base 32 to 1759 and encodes 575 amino acids. The transcript is spliced from 6 exons. The record is from RefSeq and is a predicted model, not a curated record. Gene Ontology annotation, molecular function: asparagine synthase (glutamine-hydrolyzing) activity. NCBI's taxonomy places the organism in Eukaryota, Metazoa, Arthropoda, Insecta, Diptera, Culicidae.
AAAAAGGAUAGAGAGCUAACGACUUAACGUGAUGUGUGGAAUUUUUUGCUUUGUUUCUAAUGGAGAGUCGAUUGCAUUCGGCGAAGAGUUUCUGGUACAAUGUAAAUGCCUUCUAAAUAAUAGAGGUCCUGACACUUCGAAUUGGACAGUGUAUAAUUCGAGAGUGCUUAUGUUCGGUUCCGUUUUAUGGCAGCAAGGAGCGGUGGUUUGUAGUCAACCGGUCGAAAGAGAUAGAUUUGCCUUGCUGUUUAAUGGCGAUAUGUAUAACGAAACAAGAGACACUAGCUGUAGCGAUACAUUAUGGUUAUAUGAAAAGCUUAAUGCAAUGAAUGAUAUCAUACAGCUGUUUAAAAGUUUGAAGGGUCCUUACAGUAUAGUUAUACUGGACAAAAUAUCGCAAAGGAUCUACUUUGCGAGAGAUAGUCUAGGAAGGAAUUCGUUAUUAUUCGCUCGAAGUCAGGAUGGAAUUAUUAUCAGCAGCGUGUUAGCUAAAAAUACUGCUCUAUUCGAUUCCAUGGAACUACAACCGAGUGGACUAUAUUUUGUGGACUUGAAAGACCCAAAUUUCAAAUUGAAACUCUUACCAUGGGCUAAAAAUUUGGUUGAGACAAAUUUUAUUUCAGUUCUAGAUGAAUGUUUGUUCAGUCUUCCAUGGCAUGAAUCCUUGGUCUUUAAGCAAAAUUUUAGUUAUCAUGAUAUCUUAAAAACUAGAAGGCAAAGCGACGAAUCCGUAUUUGAUUUCUUAUUAAAGGUACCUGCCAUUUCACAAACAUGCGAUAAAUUGAUUGAAUUACUGGAAAGAUCUAUUAGGGAAAGAAUUAUCACCACUCCCAAUUAUUGCAAAUUAUGCGUGAGUUCACAUAACCCAUGCAAACAUGCACGGCUAGGAAUUCUGUUUUCGGGAGGUGUAGAUUGUACUAUCAUUUCAUUGAUAGCAGACCGAUUUGUGGACCAGAACAUUCCGAUAGAUUUGUUGAAUGUAGCCUUUGAAAAGGUCAACCGAGUGAAACCGAAUGUGAAAUCUGAAUCUCUCGAGUCGGUUGAUUGGAACGUUCCUGACCGAUGCACGGCAAAACAAACUUUAUUAGAACUGCAGAACCUUAAACCUUCUCGUAAAUGGCAACUUGUAGAGAUCAAUAUAACACGCCAAGAAUUGAAUGGCUAUAGAAAGCGAAUUUCUGACUUGGUUUUUCCAUUGCAAUCAGUACUGGAUGAAUCGCUAGGAGCUGCAUUGUGGUUUGCUUCGCGUGGUGUUGGCAUAUCAGAAGGUACCAAUUAUUCUUGUCAAAGCAGAAUUUUGCUUUUGGGAUCAGGAGCCGAUGAACUGUUUGGUGGUUAUUCAAGACAUAAAGCGGCAUUUUAUAGAAACCUCAGUACUAUAAAUGCGCAGUUCACUGACAGUGAUAUUCAGGAAGCUUAUGUUAAUCUAGAAGAGGAACUUGAAUUGGACUGGAGACGGCUGCCCAGCAGAAACCUGGCACGGGACGAUAGAAUAAUAUGUGAUCAUGGUGUAACGCCACGGACACCUUAUUUAGAGGAGGACUUCAUUUCGUUUAUAAAAAGUUUAAAAGCCUCACAAAAAUCUUAUUACCCUUUAGGGCCAGGUAUAGGGGAUAAGAUUAUUUUGCGAUUAUGUGCGCAUAAGUUAGGCCUGAAGUCUGCCGCAUUGUUGAAAAAACGUGCUUUACAGUUUGGAUCAAAAAUUGCUGAUCGCAAACAGAAUGCGAAUGAUAACUCGACCUUUCUCCACACAACGUAACCAAAAUGGUUGCAACACAUUCCCGAAACCCACUUCCUGUUACCUGAGCUUAGCAUUUUCCGAUAAAAACUCAAUUACUAUGACAUUAAAACUUAAAACCCCUCACUUUUAAAAUUUUUUAUGCUGUCGAUUCACGGUUUUGCUCGAGUUUUCUGCUUUGUUCACCAAAUUUUACAAACUAAUAGAUACUGUUUUAGAUUUUACAUAUCAAUGUAUUUACGGAUAGCAGACUGAAAAAUAUACAAGUCAAUAGUACCAUAAUAAUCAAAUUGGCGGACAAGACACAAACACGUAUCACUCUUACAACAUCCUUAUCCUUAAAUGUUGUAAGAGUGAUACGUGUUUGUGUCUUGUCCACCAAUUUUAUUAUUGUGGUGUUCUUACGGUGGCACGAAAGCAAGAAAAAGUCAAUAGUACCAAUAGUGAUAAUCGUUUCUGCAGGCUAGUUUAAUAUAUAAAAUUUAUGAGGCUGCGUAAACGUUAUCAUAAUUGACAAAUCAGAUAAACUUAAGGUUAUAGAGCGUUGAAAGAAUAAUGUAAUGCCCUUAGUUGAAAUAAUUUCAAAAAGUAUAGUUUAAACCAGCCUUAAGCUAGCGUUAUCUCUAGAACACCACACACACAGCAGAAAGUGUUGCAUAAAUGAAAUUGAUGAAACAGUGAUAGUAGCAUCCAAGUUCAAAUCUACAUCAUCUCCAGUUCUUGAACC